AUAUUUUCUUUGGUGGAUUGUCGAGUCGCUGGUCAUCGCUUCCACGUUGCGGUUUUCAUCCUUUUACUGGUUUUUCCAAGUUUUGUGUUGGGAAGGACUUGGUGAAUUUACGGAAAUUGAACCUCUCUUUGUUUGUUGGUCGCUCAGUUAUUGGUUUGUCUGGUAGUACUAUGAGUACAGAUUCCCCUCGAGUUGCAGUGGUGACUGGAGCCAACAAAGGUAUUGGCUAUGCCAUAGUGAGACAGCUAGCCGAUCCCAAUUUGUCUUUGACUGUCGUUUUAACCAGCCGUGAUGAAGAACGAGGCAAACAAGCGGUUGCAGCUUUGGCAGCUGAAGGACUGGAUGUUUUAUUUCAUCAGCUUGACAUUACCAAAGAGCCUAGUAUCUCUGCUUUUGCCAAUUGGUUAAAAGAUCGUUUCCAGGGUCUGGAUAUACUAGUCAACAACGCCGGUAUGGCAUAUCGUGGGGAUGCCUUUGGUUAUGAAGUUGCCAAAGACACUGUGGAUUGCAACUACUUUGGGACUCUACACGUGAUCGAAAAGCUAUCUCCUUUGCUACGUGAAGGUGCCCGUGUAGUGAAUGUUUCUAGUAGAGCUGGAAAAUUUUCUCGUCUUUCUCCUCAACUUCGAAAUGCUAUGUUUCGUCGUGAUUUGACUAUUCCAGAGUUAUCAGCAAUGAUGAAUGAUUUUAUACAGAGUGUCAAAGAAGGGACUUGGGAACAAAAGGGUUGGCCUAAGCAAACCUAUGCCGUGAGUAAGAUGGGCGUGACUAUAAUGACACGUAUUUUGGCUCGAGAAGAGAAGCGUCCUAAUAUAUUGUAUAAUGCUUGUUGUCCAGGUUAUGUGAGAACAGAUAUGACAAAUCCAUCUGCACCUUUAUCACCUGAACAAGGUGCCAAGACUCCUGUUUAUUUAGCUCUAUUGCCAGAAGGUGGUGUUAGUGGUGGUUUCUUUGCGGAUGGAAGACAAUGGAAUAUAAUGGAAGAGUUGUAGGCUUUCGAGCAACCGUUUCAGAUACAUUACCUAGAGACUGUACCCUUCACAGCUUUCGAAUGUUGACGCAAAAACUUGCUCUUUUCAUUCCACCUUUGAGUCGAAUUCUAAAGGGUUGCUGAAUAAAUUCCCCAUUGUUCGU
Galdieria sulphuraria is the source of this 1134-nucleotide messenger RNA. RefSeq names its product carbonyl reductase (NADPH). NCBI's taxonomy places the organism in Eukaryota, Rhodophyta, Bangiophyceae, Galdieriales, Galdieriaceae. Gene Ontology annotation, molecular function: oxidoreductase activity, acting on the CH-OH group of donors, NAD or NADP as acceptor. The transcript has 3 exons. Bases 171 to 992 code for a protein of 273 amino acids. The record is from RefSeq and is a predicted model, not a curated record.